This is a messenger RNA of Ilex paraguariensis (yerba mate), 315 nucleotides long. The record is from the annotation of a GenBank genome assembly. NCBI's taxonomy places the organism in Eukaryota, Viridiplantae, Streptophyta, Magnoliopsida, Aquifoliales, Aquifoliaceae.
AUGAGUGCUUCUCAGAUGAUACUAUUUGGGUCAUUUACAGAAGAAGAAACCAGGGCAUGGCUGAAGUUAUCUGAAGCACAAGCUAGUUCUAAGAAUUCCAGGCUAAAACGAGUUGUUAGUGAGUUAGUAUUUGGCAGUUUCAAAGGGCCACUUGGUUCUCCUCAGCCCUCCAAUAUUACUAAUACCAUCAUAAACUGUACAACUUUGAAAGAAAACGGACUCAUUCCUAAUCUGGUCCAUUGCCCUCUCAGCAAUGGCAAGAAAGGACCAAAAGGAAUAGUUGGCCUUGAUUCUACUUCUUCACACAUCCGAUAA